Rasamsonia emersonii CBS 393.64 is the source of this 2970-nucleotide messenger RNA. RefSeq lists its product as uncharacterized. The transcript is spliced from 5 exons. Gene Ontology annotation, biological process: nucleolar large rRNA transcription by RNA polymerase I. NCBI's taxonomy places the organism in Eukaryota, Fungi, Ascomycota, Eurotiomycetes, Eurotiales, Trichocomaceae. Gene Ontology annotation, cellular component: RNA polymerase I core factor complex. The record is from RefSeq and is a predicted model, not a curated record. Gene Ontology annotation, molecular function: RNA polymerase I transcription regulatory region sequence-specific DNA binding; RNA polymerase I general transcription initiation factor binding. The coding region runs from base 1 to 2970 and encodes 989 amino acids.
AUGAUGGAUGAACGCCGCACCGAUGCUCUUCAAUACGGGCAUACGGGGACGGCAGUCUAUCUGCCAGAAACCCAGUCCUGGCACUUUUCCCGCAACCUUGCACGCCCGUCUUUCCUUUCCUACACCGGGGUGACGAAAACUACAGUGCCUCCUUCAAAUUUGUCGUCGAGAAACCCAGAAAAGCAGAGACGCUGGAAAGGAUCUUUCCUGAAGGCACAUCCGGAGUUUACUGCAAGCCCCUCUAUCGGGCGAUCCGAAGAGUUGUCAGGCGUCAUCACCACGAUCUCAGAAACAUGCGAUCCCCAAGUGUCUGCUCUUCUCGAUUUCGGGUAUGCUGUGGAUCUUGAAAACGACAGAACUGGUAUUCGAACUGUGCCGAUAGCAGUGGCCGCUUCCGGAGAAAACGGCAACACCCUUACCUUGAUGAGGAUCGAAGAUGAACUGGUAGGCUGGGAACAAGACGAAGGGCGACGAGUGCGUGUUCCUUCUAUCGGUAAUGUAGAGACUGCAAAAUGGGCUGGCAGUGCUGCGCCUAUACGUCAGAUACGUUUUUCACAGACCGUGGAAGAACCGGCUGGAUGGAUGGCUGUGCGGUUUCCGCUGUCCACAAUCAUAUUUCGGCCCCUAUUUCACAGAGAUCGCGUCCCUAUAAGGCAUGGUGGUGCUGGUCAUGCUCCCAUCGUGCCUGUGCAUAACUCGCGCCUCGACCCCAACCCUGUCGUGGAAAUUCCGACUUCCAAGACUGGUGGAUUUACUCAUGUCGAUGUAACUUUCAAUCCAUGGUAUCAGAAACAGUUUGGUAUCAUUGAUGAACGUGGAAAAUGGAGUAUAUGGAAUAUAUCUGGCAGAAAAAACCGUGAAUUUGCAGAGUGCGCGCAAUCAGGCUCCGUACCCUGCCUUGAAUAUGAUGAGAACGAAGACAUCGGUAACAAGCCGCUGUAUGAUGGAUGGGGUGCUAUCGAAUGGGUUGGGAGCGUCAAUAAAUUUAUUGUGUGCAAUCGACGUUGCAUGGUUCUUUACGUGAUGGAAAGCGACACUGUUCUGCCUUAUCCUGUCGAGCUCGGAUUGAAGCGAAAGUCUGAAUGGAUAUUGGACAUCAAGAGGAGCUCUUCGCAAAUGUCUCGUGUCUUUAUUCUUACUAGUUCGAGAAUCUUUUUCCUCGAUGUCGAUUCUAGCCUGGUUUCCAAUGGCGACGGAUAUACCAAGUCAUCCGUCUUUCCUCAGCUCUCAUGGAGGCAUUUUCGCGAUCCUGAAGACAUAACCUUACGCCUUGCUUCUCUUUCCGUAGGCGAAGAUUUCUUCUUAAUUCUUUACUCUCGUCUAAAUGAUCUGGGCCUGGGGUUUCAGGUUCCUCAUCUGUCUGAGGCAGAUGCCGUGCCUGUUUCUGUUCCUGAUCCUUUUGUUGUGCACAUCCCGAAGAGGCCACCUGAUCAAGAGAAGCCGAACGGUGUCCGAAAUGAAUCCCAUUUUCUGACUCUACUGUUCAAGGAAGUUGAACAAGCGCCCCCCGGAAACAAGACCGAUUUUACCCCCUCUGCCCGGCUUGCAAAGCUUUUCAUUCUAGAUGCAAGCCUUGCGGUUCAAGAAUCCUUGUUUUUUGCGCCUCUUGAUAAUGAUGGUGAUCUGCAAGAGAUUGAUAUGCCGCUGAGUCGGGAUGUCUUGCGUUUGAAAAGACGGAAUGCGGGGGUACGGAGGAGCAGAAGAGCGGACUUCGUUGUGGAUGACUUCGAUGAAUCCACGACUGUAGCAAUUAAGCCCCAUAACGUACGGGCUGCCCCGGCAUUGCUUUCCUCGACUCUAUCCUGGACUGUUGACUGCACCGCUGCAUACUCGGCUGUAAUCGGUGAGAAAAUACCAUCUGCGCGAAGAAGCGAUGUGAAGCCUAUGCAUGAUAAAGGUUUCAAGGAUUGUCUGGAAAACCUGGCGAAAUUGGUUCUCGAAUCUGACAACAAAGACUCGGCUACUUCUCAGACUAUGCUUGAAAUAGUUAACUGUACCCCUUUCUUGGAUGACAUAGAUCAAAAUGUUCGAGAUCUUGAGCGGUUCAGGGCCGAAAUUUGUCACGUCAAGGACAGACAUGGCAAGAACUUAAUACAUUACCUGCCAUUGAAAGUUGGUUGUGGAAUCACCGAGAGAUUUAUCAGGUUAGGCGAUUCAUAUCAGCAAGUUGACAUCAUGCAAUUAUAUGAUCGCCUCAUCCAUGAUUGGUUGUCUGUUUUGCCCCAUGAUGUACCGGGGCGGACAAGGAUAUUCAAGGAGAAAAUGAUCAGGAACAUCACCGCGGAAUUAUGUUUGGCAAGAAUUUUCCAUGUUCGGCCUCCGAAUCUUGCCCCGAAUGGCUCCACAGAAGAUCAAGAAGCCAUUUCAUAUGACGCGGAGCUCCCUGAUCUCCCUGAGAAAAGGGCACAGACCCAAAGAACACUGAGUGAUGGCGAAUCAGCUCCACCAGAAAUACCCGAUGAGCUUGCUGUGGCUUCUGUAGAUUUGAGUCCCGCCACAGGUCAACAGGAGCCAGUUACUGUUUCUGCCCUCAUCCGGCUGAAUUCCUUGACUACUUGCCAUGACCACAGUCCCUUUCCAAAGACUGUGAAUGACGUUCUCUCCCAUUGGGUUCCUGGAGGCGACCCAGGUCUCUAUGAUUGGCAAAAGAUAGUCAGAGAAGAGGAAGCAGAAAAGUCGAAAGCGGAUAAUAAACUGACAACCCCAAAGCACAAAAUACGGGGACGAUCACAACCAACUCUUGCCGGUGAGGAUUCCAUGCUUGCACGCUCGUCUCCAAUUGUCCCCAUCGUGCAACAUUUCGGAAGUCAACCUCAAGGCGAACAUCUGCGGACGAAGUUGCAAAGCAGUCAAGUUACCGAUGAGAAUCUUCCGAUGACGCAAAUUGAACGAGGUGUCUUCGGUGGCAGAGACUCAACUAAAAAGAGCAUCUCAAAGGCACGGAAGAAAAAGAGAGCGGCAGGGUUCUGA